This is a messenger RNA of Rhipicephalus sanguineus (brown dog tick), 2885 nucleotides long. RefSeq lists its product as uncharacterized. The record is from RefSeq and is a predicted model, not a curated record. Lineage: Eukaryota; Metazoa; Arthropoda; Arachnida; Ixodida; Ixodidae. Gene Ontology annotation, molecular function: zinc ion binding; nucleic acid binding. The transcript is spliced from 7 exons. The coding region runs from base 1 to 2736 and encodes 911 amino acids.
AUGGAUUGGGAAAAGUAUAUGCCGAUUGGCAAGGAACUUGGCUUGUUGGGUAAUGAAUUGAAAGAGUGGAUUGAGGAGCAGCAGAAGAAAGAGCGUGACAGACGUGCUGAGGAUAGGGACGCGUCGCGAAUAGUGCAUGAACAGGAGAUUGCUCGUCUGACGACGGAACAAAGUCUGCUGGAGGCUAAGUGUCGUCUUGCUGAGCGCACGGCUGGGACGGUUGGAACCGGCGGAGAGCGCGUGGAAGCCAGCAGCGAAGCGUUCAGGAGCCCCCACAAGCUUAUUCCUCCCUACAAUGAGGGCCGCGACGAACUCGACGCGUACAUUCAGCGCUUCGUGCGGGUAGCCACCAGCCAGGGAUGGCCAAGUGACAGGUGGGCGCUCUCAUUAAGCUUAUGCCUCUCAGGAGAAGCUUUGAGUAUUGUCGGUCGUAUGGCUGCCGAGGAUGCAACAGACUACGAGAAGCUGAAGCAAACGUUGCUGCAAAGGUUUCGUUACACCGAAGAAGGAUAUCGGCAAAAGUUUCGCGAGGCUAAGCCGGAGAAUUCCGAGACAGGGCGACAAUUUGCUGGUCGGCUGCUCGGUUACUUCGAUCAUGGGCAGCAGAUGGCAAAAACAGAUAAAACGUAUGACGCAUUGAGAGAUAUCAUUGAAUCCGAACAGUUUUUGCUGCGAUGCGAUGAGAAACUCGCCAUCUUCUUGAAAGAGCGAGGAUGCCGAACGCUCGAUCAGCUAGCCGAAACAGCUGACCAUUAUCUGGAAGCGCAAGGGCUGACAAAUAUCGCGAAUGGGAAGCAGGAAAGACCAAGUGAAAAAGCAGACUCGCCGAGCAAGAGCCGAGAAAAAGAGGCCGGAGAAGCAAAAGUGCAAUGCUUUUUAUGUGGCAAGCAAGGUCAUCGCGCUGCAGACUGUUGGACGUGGUCAAAAGGGCCGAAGCCCUCGUCUUGCUGGAAGUGCAGGAAGCACGGCCAUCAAGCUGACGAGUGUCCAAAUGCAAAGAGCCGCAACAAGGAGGCGUCAAGUGCUGUUGCCGACUAUGACCGUGCGCCUGUUGUCCGAAACAAGGAGAACUUGGAUUCUACCCCGUCAUCAGCAGAGGAAAAUAAACCAUCGGAAAAGGUGGAUAUUUUUCUUGGUCUGCUGAGACAAGAGAUGCCAACGGCAAUCGGAUAUCUCGAUGGGAAGCCUGUGACGGUGCUAAGAGACUCGGGCUGCAAUACACUGCUUGAUGCAGGAAUUGUUCUGAUCCUCGUGGCCGCUUUCCUGCUGCUGCAAAGCGGUCUGGAGCCGGCGACAGCAUUGAACAACCAUCCAAGCACGCCCGGGCAGUACCUGACCGAGCAGGCGUCCAUGCCCUACCAGUUCUCGUACUUCGCCGGCGGACACGACGGCAGCCACUCGCGCCACGAGACGCGGGACGCCAACGGCCGCGUCUCGGGACACUACACGCUGGCCACGGACGAAGGGUCGCAGCGGGUCGUCUGCUACGUGGCCGACGAGCACGGCUUCCGGGCCUGGGUCGACACCAACGAGCAGGGCACCGACAACCAGGACCCUGCCGACGUAAGCGUCCGCUCCACGGCGCCCGGCACGGCGGGAGUACCUCGCGGACCAAUCAAGGGUGUCUGCGGCAGCCCGCCACCACCGGCGGGUCCUCCGGCCCAGACCCAGAUCCUGGUGACGUCGCCGCCCGUCGUCAUACCACCACCAGCGCGCAGGCCGGCUUACGUGCCGCCGCCGACUGUGCAUCACGAGGAGGUCAUCGUGCCGCCUCCAGUUGUCAAGGUGUACCCUCCUCCUGUGCAGCAGGUCGUGGUGACGCCGCCAGUGCGUAAGGUCGCCUACGUGACGCCCGAACCCCCGACGUACGUGGAACCGCCCCCCGUGCGAACCUACGUGCGCAAGGUUGUCGUCAAGAAGCCCAUCAACAGCUACCACGUGCCUCCACCGGAACCGGCAAAGACCUACUAUGUUCCACCCCCACAGCCUGCCAAGACCUACUACGUCCCUCCACCGGAACCGGUCAAGACCUAUUACGUUCCGCCACCAUCCCCACCAAAGACCUACUACGUCCCAUCCCAGCCCGUGGUUGUGGAGCCUCCCCGUCGUCGCCCCCCUCCGACCCGGCGCCUGUCGUACCAGCCAGCACGGGAAGAAGUGCUGCCCCCUGCGCGGCCGACGUACUACGACACUCCGCCAACGCCGCCGCGGCCCGUACAAGAGGUGUACGUGCCUUCGAGACCAGUGCACCGCGGUUCUUCGUGCUCGGGAUACUGCGGACCCAAGGUGACGGCGCGCGUCGUGUCGCGGCCGGAGCCUCCAUCGUACGUCAACACGCGCCAGGACGUCAGCUACUCGGUCAGGAGGGGACCCUACAUUGCGCCAAGGUACGAGCCGUGGACGCAGUCGUCGUACAAGACGUACCGUGCGUACAACGAGCCGUCCGAGCCGUGGCGUCCCAAGGGUGACAUCCCCAUCGGCGUCUCGUACAAGAUGAGCAUCUCCCGGGGUCCCGGAGGUCCCUACCCGUGGCAGGACGAAGUGGUCAGCCGGCCCGGACCCUACUACCGGCACGCGCAGCCGUCGACGCCGCCCUCGGGACAGCACUAUUACAGGCCCGCUGAAUCUGCGCCCGAGCCUGUCUACCCAUCACGCUCCCAGGGAGGCUACGCCAAGAACGACCUGCAAGACGACGACGACGACACGUACGACUUCAAGAGGCCCAGCUACGGCUAAGCGCACCUAGGACACCCGCGGGCCCGACUGAAGACUCAAAUGGCAGGAUCUCUGGCGAUCAAGGCAGCUACACCUACACUACGCGUCUUCUCUAUUUCAACAGCUUUGUUAAUAAAAGAAAGAAAUGCUUCUACGGCAAUGGACCGCCA